AUGGAAAACUUGGACACUGAAGCUAAUGAAUUAAACCUGGAUGAUGAUAGUUCGAUAUAUACUCCUCAAGUAUCAGAUGAGUUGAGGCCAAAAAAGGGGCAAGAAUUUAACACAAUAGAUGAUGUUGUAACAUUCUACAAUGCUUAUGCUAAAGCAGCUGGGUUUAGCGUAAGGGCUUGGACUACUCAGAAAGAGCCUGGAAGUGGAAAGAAUCCCACAUUUACUUUUCAUAUUGAGGCUGAUGAGGAACAAAAGAUUACUCGUUGUUUUUGGUCCGAUGCAAGUUCAAGGCGGGCUUACAAUUUUUUCAAUGAUGUUGUAAUCUUUGAUACUACUUAUAACACUAAUCGCUAUGGCCUGAUAUUUGCACCAAUAAUGGGGGUUAACAAUCAUGGUCAAAUAAUUGUUUUUGCUUGUGGAUUUUUGAAUCAUGAGAGUGUUGAUGAUUUUGUAUGGUUAUUUAAUAAAUUUUUGGAAAGUAUGUCUGGUGGUGCCUCAAAGAUGAUUAUUACCGAUCAAGACCCAGCUAUGACAAAGACAUUCCCUAAUGUUCUUCCAAAUACUUUUCACAGUUGGCAUAUAUUAAUGAAGUUUUCUGAGAAAAUUGAUGUAGUGAAGUAUAGUAUUUAUAAAAGUGAGUUCUCGGCUUGCAUUUGGAAAUCAGAGACUCCUGAAGAAUUUGAUUUACAAUGGGAAAGUUUGAUUAAGAAAAGUGGGUUAGAAGGAAACAGGUGGUUGCAAGACCAAUAUGAACUUCGGUCAAGAUGGAUUCCUACAUAUGUUAAUCACAUUUUCUCAGUAGACAUGUCAAGUAGUCAACGAGCGGAAAGUGGACAUGCAUUCUUUAAGAAAUUUAUUUCGAAGAAUAAUUCAUUGGUUGAUUUUAUGAUACAGUUUGGCAGGGGAUUAGUGCGCCAACGACAUGAGGAGUUGAUGGCCGAUCACAAAGAUGUAAUUGAGAAACCUAAACUUAGAAUAAAUCAUGACUUUUUGGAGCAAAUGGUUGAUAUUUACACGAAUGAGAUCUAUUACAAGUUUGAGGCUGAAGUGUGUGACAACUUUAACUACAAGUUACAGACUACUGAAGAGCCAUACUGUCUGACUGGUUUCACUAAAUUAGAUAUUGUGGUUAUGUACAAUGUAGUCGGCCUAAUUCUUGUGGCUGAUGUAUGGGGUCCUCUUCUUCUUACCCUUGUGAUCUACCGAUCUGAGGGUAUCCAAGAAAAUGUGAUAGUGGCAGAGGAGCUCCCAGAGAGUUUCCUCCACCUGAGGGGCUUGCUCACAGAGGUGAUUGAUUUUCUGCUGGUUAGGGAUGUACUCUUUAUAUGGGAGCUCCCUAAUCAAAAGUCCGGACACUUCAUACAUCUCAUAGAGUGCCAAACCCAACUCCCUGUUUGGCGUGAAGAAUGUGCCACGGUCCAGGCAGUAGAGUUCCAGAAUGCUGAGGAGCAGGGGAUCAUUGAUCUUUAG
Molecule: messenger RNA, 1470 nt
Organism: Asparagus officinalis (garden asparagus)
Lineage: Eukaryota; Viridiplantae; Streptophyta; Magnoliopsida; Asparagales; Asparagaceae
Product: protein FAR-RED IMPAIRED RESPONSE 1-like
Exons: 5
Coding region: 1-1470 (489 amino acids)
Biological process (GO): regulation of DNA-templated transcription
Source: RefSeq, a predicted model, not a curated record